ACAAGAGGAAGCAGUGUCGCUCUGGAACGAACUCACAACAUAAUUUCAAUUGACCAGAAGAGUUCCUUGACAGAAGCAGCUGGAGGUUGGGCAAGGAAUUCCUUGGAGAGAGGGAAUCCAUGGCAGAAAGGCUAUGAGCACUCCCUGACUGCCUCGGGGAGAAAACCAACCAUGGACCUGCGGAACGUCCCCUACCGCUCCGACGUGCUCACCUGGGACCCAGAUGACUUGGCAGAAUAUUUCAGGACGCUAAAGUAUAAGGACUGUGAGAAAGUCGUGAGGAAGCACAGCAUAAAUGGACAAAGGUUUUUGAACAUGUCUGAAAAUGAUAUCCAGAAAUUUCCAAAGCUCAGAGUGCCAAUUGUAAGUAAAUUAAGCCAAGAAAUAAACAAAAAUGAAGGGAGGCUCUCUUUCCUUCCAAAAUGGGCCCAAACACAAAAAUCUCCAGAAAACACAGGGUACGCUCAGGAUGACGGUGGCUGGUCCUCGUUUGAUGAUGAUGAUGAUGAUGAUGAUGAUGACUAUGAAAGCCCUGAUGAAGACCAGGAAAAGGAAGAUGAGGCUGACUAUGAAUCACCAACAGAGGAGCCUGAGGAAGCAGGACAUGACAGUGAUGGUUAUGAGCCUCCUCCAACCAAUAAUGAUGAAGCACAUCACAAUGUCAUAUUUCCUGCCAAGUCACUUCCAAGCAGCACAGAUUAUAUAGACAGACCUUCAACAACCAGAUCACCACAUCAGCCUCCAGUACCUCCCCAGCGACCUGGCCCAGCCUCAUUUGGGGGAAGAAGUGUUACUCUGCCAGCUUUCCCUCCUCCACCAAGCAACAACGACUUGAGUAGAGACAGAAACAUGAAGCCUUUGAAACCCCCAGCUCCUUCUAUAGACAGAAGCACAAAACCCUCUCUGGAUCGUUUUGCUCCCCCAUAUGAAAGAGAAAGCCCAGGAUCAGGGAAGAAGCCAGGCAUUCCUGAAAAGCCUCUGGUUUCACAGCUCAGAUCCCUGGGAGAACAAUUAGCAAUGAUGCCAAAACCUCCUGUCCCACCAAGUGACAGAUAUGAAAGAGGCAAUCCACCUCCUCUAAGGAAACAGAGCCCUGGAAAACAGAUUUGGCCACCACACAAGAAAAAUGAAGAAGAAGAAGACACUGCCCUCCAAAGACCAGUGCCACAGCUGUCUUUGCCCCCAUACAGCUCCAAUGCAUUCCCACCCAAAUCUGUCAAGCCUCCACCUAAGCAAGGAUCCAACAGCAUUCCUGCUGCAGAAAGUGCUAGAAACCUGUCUUCAACUGGCUCUCUACCACCACGCUUCCAUCCAGGCAGCAACAGCAGAUCUCCUUCAAGAGGCCCAGCUGACAUGAGACCUCCACUGCCAGCUCCUAGCAGACAGACUGUUCACCAGACAAACACACAGGAACAUGAGCCCCAGGGCUCUCUGAAGGAUGAGUGGUACGUGGCUUUUGUCAGCCGGCCGGAGGCAGAGACAGCGCUCCGCAGGAUAAACAAGGAUGGAACAUUCUUGGUGAGAGACAGCUCACGAAAAACUGUAACUCACCCAUAUGUACUGAUGGUGCUGUACAGAGAUAAAGUGUACAACAUCCAGAUCCGGUAUCAGCAGCAGGACCACUUAUAUUUAUUAGGAACCAGCUUAAAAGGAAAAGAGGAAUUUUCUUCUGUAGCAGAUAUCAUUGACCACUUCCAAAGAACACCCCUUCUUCUGAUUGAUGGAAAAGACAGAGGCUCAAGAAACCAGUGCAUGUUAAAAUAUGCAGCAGGACAUGUUUAAAUGAAACUUUAGAGAAGACCACAUACGGUACUGAACCCUACUGAAGUUUAUAAACUUCAAGAUAUUUCCCUUUUCAGCAAACUAAAAUCAUGAAGUCAUUAAAAUUCAUGGUUUCAAAGAAAAAGGACUAUGUUAUUUUUAAAUUAUGCCUUAAAUAGAGUGUUCUAGAAAUAUAAUUUUCCUACAAAAUGUUUAUUACUGUCCAUACAGCACAUGAGAAUUUUUUAUCUUCCAAGAUAUGUAUAUCCUCUUGAAAUUAUUUCCACACCAAAUUUGAUGAACCAUAAAUAAAUAUCAGUACAAGUCUCUGCA
Molecule: messenger RNA, 2094 nt
Organism: Parus major (Great Tit)
Lineage: Eukaryota; Metazoa; Chordata; Aves; Passeriformes; Paridae
Gene: LCP2
Product: lymphocyte cytosolic protein 2
Exons: 21
Coding region: 172-1782 (536 amino acids)
Biological process (GO): intracellular signal transduction; cell surface receptor protein tyrosine kinase signaling pathway
Molecular function (GO): protein binding
Source: RefSeq, a predicted model, not a curated record